Amphibalanus amphitrite is the source of this 3457-nucleotide messenger RNA. Its product is annotated as protein inturned-like. Bases 1 to 2547 code for a protein of 848 amino acids. NCBI's taxonomy places the organism in Eukaryota, Metazoa, Arthropoda, Thecostraca, Balanomorpha, Balanidae. The record is from RefSeq and is a predicted model, not a curated record. Gene Ontology annotation, biological process: cilium assembly; vesicle-mediated transport; establishment of planar polarity. Gene Ontology annotation, molecular function: protein binding. The transcript is spliced from 23 exons. Gene Ontology annotation, cellular component: cytoplasm; cilium.
AUGGAAUUUACUGUGUCCGAGCCGCCGGUCUGGGCGUCCCCAGUCGACUCGCGCGGGGAGCUCUUCUACGCGGAGGUGGAGGAGGCGCCGGUGUACCGCGUGGUGGUGAGACUGGGCGCCGGUCGGCCGGCCGCCGUCCAGCACGGUCCGCUCUGUGAGAGCGUGCUCGGACUGAUCGGCCACCACCAGCUGGCGCCCGCCGAGCCCGCCGGUGCCGUCAGCGUGGCCGCCCUGGCGCCGCGCGGCCCGCUCGUCCGCGGCGGGCAGGUGCACAUCGGUGACCGGCUGGAGCGGGUGAACGGGGCGCCGGUGACCGUCGACAGUCUGCAGACUGUGCUGGCCGCCCUGCCGAGGUCCGGAAAGGUGCGCCUCUCGUUUCGGCGGGCCACUGCACCGGCGGACGGCUCGCCACAGCCUCCAGCGCCGCUCACCAACGGCGUCAACAAACAGGCAGCCUCUGGUGGCGACCCCGCCGCCGCCGCCACUACCACGGUCUCGUCACCGUCCGAUGAGGGCCGUGUGACCAGUCUAACCGGGGACGGCCUGCCGCUGGAGGAGCUCGGCCGGCUGCUGCGCGGCGUGCCCUACGGACUGCUGUGUCUCAGCACGGAGGGCCUCACCGAGACAUCGCCGGAGCGGCAGGACAUCGUGUACCAGUUUCCCGGGUACGACACCGCGCUGCUGUCUGCCCGCGGCGCGCUGCUCACUGUCGCGGGUCUGACCAAGCAGAUCUCAGGGGAUACUCCGGUCAGGGCGGCUGUGACCGUGGGCUCCACACCUGUCCACGUGGCUGUGACCUGUCAGGAGGAGCUGGUGCUGCUGCUGGCCGCCCCCGAGGUCAGUCUGUCGGCGCCAGAACUGCACCAGCUCGGCACGGAGCUCUGGCAGCUGCUGCGGCUCGAGUUCGGCUCACUGCGCAGCGCGCUCCGGGAGCGGUCGCAGCGGCCCUACGUGGACCACCUGCUGGCGCUGGUGUUUCAGCAGGCGCUGCUGACGCCCGAGCUGCUGGCCGGCGCGCGCGGCGCGCGGCCGCAGCGGCCGGCCGGCGGUCUGGACCGGCUGCUGGCCGCCGCGCACACCGUCCAUCUGCCGCGGCACGUCCAGGUGUUGAUUGAAGACAGUCUGACGGAGCUGGAGUCGGGCGACUUUGGAGAGGAGUCGGAGGACUUUUACGGCCUGGAGCGGCUCUAUCUGCUGCGCGGCUCGGCCCUCUACUACAAGGGUUACCUGGUGUGCUCGCACCUACCGGUCGAGGACCAGGCCUCGGUACACCUGGUGCUGCGACACCGGCAGCUACUGGAGCGGACCCGCCGCGGUCGCUGGCGUCAGCUGGUGCUGUGGAGACCGUACCGGCGGGCGUCUGCGGGCACCACCCCGGCCCCGGCGGCCGAGCCUGCUCCAGGGCCGGCCGGAGCAGACACUGCCGCCGGAGACAACUACAGCAGCGAGCAGCUGGACUGCUACCUGCUGGUGGUCGGGGCGAAGCACGCGCUGCUGGCGGUUCUACUCGAGUCAGGCGCCUGCACCGUACAGCCGGCGGCCGGCGCCGGGCCCGACUCGAUCUACGUGGAGGAGGCGCAGGCCACGCUGUUCCAGCUCGAAUCCAUGGGCAUCAUGGACGUAUGUGAGAGCUGGUUGGGCGGUAACCCGUCAUUGAACACCUCAACAGAGGAAGAAUUGCCGGGAGGAGCUCGACCUUACGAAGGAUCCGCCAGAGACACGCUGCUGGAGACGCGCUGGUGGAGCCGCCUGGUGGCCGCGCGCCGAACUGACAGCCGCCGGUCCCGUAGCAGCGCCGAGCAGUCCUUCAAAGGAGCAGACGGUCCCAGUUCCCUGGAGGACACACGCAGUGGCGGCGGCGGGAGCGCCUCAGGCAGCGGGACCGGCGGCCGCGGCGGCAGCGGCAGCGGCAGCGCCUCCUGGCGACAGGAGCCGGCCGACAGUCCCGCCUCCGCGUCAGAGACGGGCGCCGCACCGGCCCGACACCAGCCGCACUCGGCGUCAGACGACGGGGACAGUUCGACCGACGACUCUGCGGCCGACACGUGGGAAAUCUACAGGGGACCUCCGAAGAGUCGGUUGCUGCCGAACCAGUACGAUCUGAUGGAGAACAAGAAGAUAUACAUGGGCCAGGCCCUGGAGGACUCCAGGAGGGUGGUGGCCGACUCGUUCUCUGUGGCGCUGCAGCACGUGCUGCUGGACGUACCGGCGGCCACCUACCUGGCGCUGCCGGAGCCGCUGCUGGCCGCCUGGCUGCGGCCGGAGCUGGUGGCUGCCUUCGGGCGCGCCGUGGCCCGACUGCUGCCACUGCUGGCGCAACGACCGCCGGUGACGGGCGGCUUCUCUGGCGGCCCGGCCGCCGGCAGGCCGCACGAGGUCGGCACGCUGUUCACCCUGGAUGGCCAGGAGGGACAGACCUUCUGGGUGGUCGGCCGGCAGAUGGCAGCGCCGGCGCAGCGGCUGCUGUUCGUCUGUGUGCCCGGCUCCACACCGCCCAACAUGCUGGAGAUGGCCUUCCGGCUGAUCCACGGCACCGGGCCGCGAUAACUUCGCGUGACCUGGCACGGGCCGCGAUGACCUCGCGACCGGACACGGGCGGCCAUGUGACCUGACCCUCGGGCCGCAGUGAUCCGUGGCCUGACCCUGGGUAGACUGCGGUGACCUGGUGACCUGACCUUGACUCCAGUGACCUGAUUGUCCGGGUCCGAUGUGGGUGUGGAUCGCAAGUUCAGAUCACUCCUGGACUCGGGUGAUUUUGUGACGGCAGACGACUGCUUUCACUGCUCCCACAGCGGCUCUCAGUCGCGUCCUUCCUCCCCAGUGCAAUAUUGCGACCGGAUGAGCCAGCACGGAGUUGUGCCGUAGCUACCCGCUGGUUGCGUAUCUAGUGCCAAAAGCGGCAGCGGAGCUCUACCAUGUUCCGUCCGACGUACCUGACUGGAAAUGUGUGUGGACGUACAACGACUGUAGGACGACUGGAGGACUUCCCACGGCCGGUGACUCCUGACCAGGUGUGACGUCACCUGUAUGACGUCACGCCAUGUGGAUCAAACAGACGAUGUCCCCUGUCCGGCGGGUAGGGGACGGGGACACGGGACAGGUUUCCGUUGACACGGCCGGCGGCUGAGCGCCGCGGACACAUAUUGAUCCGUCCCGGAGCAGACCGGCUGAUGUGCUCGGUAACAGUGAGGCUCACCUAUCGAAGAGGCUGAUCGUUGUUACUUGCGUACAAUUUGUUUCGGGGAGGGCUGCUUUUCCCGUGUGGGUCGGGCCGCGAAGCCAGCCCUGUGCGCUUUGGGCCGCCCCUGGGCCGUACGUGAUGUUAUUUAUCGCAUUAACGUUCUAUAUAUUCUGUACGUUGCUCUGCCAUUGUUUCACAUUUAUACGGGUCACUCUUGAUACGUACUUUUCCGUCCAUUUUCAAGGCGGCUGUGCUUGUUGCAAUAUACAUAUUUAU